This is a messenger RNA of Cryptomeria japonica (Japanese cedar), 599 nucleotides long. Its product is annotated as endochitinase 4-like. The record is from RefSeq and is a predicted model, not a curated record. The transcript is spliced from 3 exons. Gene Ontology annotation, biological process: carbohydrate metabolic process; cell wall macromolecule catabolic process; chitin catabolic process. Bases 9 to 599 code for a protein of 196 amino acids. NCBI's taxonomy places the organism in Eukaryota, Viridiplantae, Streptophyta, Pinopsida, Cupressales, Cupressaceae. Gene Ontology annotation, molecular function: chitinase activity; chitin binding.
UUUCAGCCAUGGCGACCUAUGCGAAGAUUUUAGUGCUAAUGAUAGCUACUCUGCUAUUUGUAGGAGAGAUACAAUUUAGCUCCUCACAUAAUUGUGGGUGUGCCCAAGGACUGUGCUGCAGCAAAUUUGUCUACUGCGGAACCAGUCAAGCUUAUUGUGGGUCGGGUUGUCAGCAGGGCCCAUGUACUUCUAAUCAUACGCCUUCGCCAUCCCCUUCUUCUUCAACGGAAUAUCCUUGUGCGAGUGGAAAGCAAUACUAUGGACGGGGUCCUCUUCAGCUGACCGGUGUUUGUUUGUUUCAUACGAAUUACAAUUACGGAGAAGCGGGAAAAUAUUUCGGACUUCCGCUGCUGAAUAAUCCAGAUUUGGUUGCCCAGCAACCAGACGUUGCUUUCAAGACUUCACUUUGGUUUUGGAUGAUCAACAGCAACUGUCACAACGCCAUGACUUCCACCGGCGGAUUUGCUGACACGAUAAAAGCCAUCAAUGGUGGAGAAUGCGAUGGUGGAAAUCCAUCGGCUGUGCAGAGUCGAGUGAGUUCGUAUCAGAAAUUCUGUGGAUGGUCGGGUGUCGCCACCGGUCCCAGCCUCUCUUGUUAG